AUGGAGGGCUCGCUAAGGGCCCCGGCGCUCCUGGGUCUUGACGCCCUGCUGGACCUGAUGCUGUGCGUGUGCCACGAGCUGGUUACUUCCCCGCUGGCCGAGGAGACCCACAUUUCUGAUUUCCUGAGCUGGGCCAAUCCCAUGUCGCAGCGCAUCCGGGAACGGCGAAUGAAAAGGAGCGAUUUUGACAUUGUAAAGGUGAUUGGGCGUGGAGCGUUCAGUGAGGUUGCUGUUGUGAGGAAGAAGAGUAACUCUCAGGUGUACGCCAUGAAGAUAAUGAACAAGUGGGACCUUCUGAAACGAUCAGAUGUUGCCUGUUACAGACAGGAGAGGGACGUUCUGGUCAACGGAGACAAGAGGUGGAUCACGCAAUUACACUUUGCUUUUCAAGAUGAUAAUUAUCUCUACCUCUUGAUGGAUUACUACGUGGGGGGUGAUCUGCUUUCCCUGCUCAGUAAAUUCCCCGACGGGCUUCCUUCUCAUAUGGCCAUCUUCUACCUGGCGGAAAUGGUCAUGGCCGUCAGCUCUGUGCACUCCAUGGGCUUCAUACACAGAGAUAUUAAGCCGGACAAUAUGCUGUUAAAUCGUUCCGGCCACAUUCAUCUUGGGGAUUUUGGUUCGUGUCUGAAGUUGCGGGAGGACGGCACGGUUUCCUGCUCCGUCGCUGUUGGAACCCCCGAUUACCUUUCCCCUGAGAUCCUGCUCGCCGUUGAAGACCCCACACUUUCCUAUGGGGUAGAGUGCGAUUGGUGGUCCCUCGGGGCCUGUGCCUACGAAAUGUUCUUUGGCCAUGCGCCUUUCUACGCAGAUUCCGUGGUGGAGACAUACGGCAAAAUUAUCCACUACAAAGAGCACUUUAGGUUUCCUCCUUCCGCCUCCGAGGUCCCCCCAGAAGCUUUGGAUUUCAUCUCAUCUCUCAUCUGUGAGCGCGACACCCGCCUGGGCAGGGGGGGGCUCCAGGAUUUUAAAACGCACCCGCUGUUUCCUAGUAUUGACUGGGAGAGACUGCGGGAGAGCACCCCGCCUUACGUUCCUGAGUCCGAAGGAGCCACCGACACCUCCAACUUUGAUGUGGUGGAAGAUGAGCUGUCGGAGAUGAUUAGUGGCGGAGGGGAGACCCUCUCGGAUGUUGGGGACAGCUCCCCUCUUGGAGUGCACCUUCCCUUUGUCGGCUACUCUUAUACAUUAAGGGAAGAUGACUGGGAGCUUGUUUGGGGAAUCAGAAAGAACGAGUGUGAGUGUAAGAGGAGGCCAACUCUGGACUCUCAAAAUAUGAGCCAUGGAGACGCCCUGGACGCCAGUCUUGACUCUGCGCUGCUCGCUGAUCUGCGGAAAGCUCUGCAGAGCGAAAUAGAGACCCGGGAGGCUCUGAAUACAGAAGUCAACCUACUAAAAACAGCCAACCAGAAUCUGGCCGGCCGUCUGUAUGAAGCUGACCGGGUGAACGCUGAACUACAGAGGAAGAUACAGAUGAUGGAGGAGCAGCUUCAGGAGAGAGCGGCCAUCGUGGACCAAGAAACAGACGUUCUGUCCUCCUCCCGUGGAUUUGAAACCUGCGUUCGGGAAUAUGAAUCAACCACUAGGACUAGACAACUAGAUAGCUGUAUACCUUCCUAUUGUCACCCUUUAGUGACACCGGUACACCGGCACAUGCUGCUGUUUUCACGGGUUCCUAAGCCUCGCGCUCUCUGGGUGGGCUACCUCUUGAUGUGUUCCGGUUUGACUACCUGGCCAUCCUAUGUGGCUUGUCGUCCAUGUACCGUUUAGGCAACAUGCCUCUCACGUGUUUCCGUGCGCUUUGGUAAUGGAUUACUCUCAUCGGGUUCACAUUCAGAUUAGAUUUC
This is a messenger RNA of Spea bombifrons (plains spadefoot toad), 1844 nucleotides long. It is a transcript of the gene DMPK, whose product is annotated as DM1 protein kinase. The record is from RefSeq and is a predicted model, not a curated record. Gene Ontology annotation, cellular component: cytoplasm; cytoskeleton. Gene Ontology annotation, molecular function: protein serine/threonine kinase activity; ATP binding. The transcript is spliced from 15 exons. NCBI's taxonomy places the organism in Eukaryota, Metazoa, Chordata, Amphibia, Anura, Pelobatidae. The coding region runs from base 1 to 1767 and encodes 588 amino acids. Gene Ontology annotation, biological process: peptidyl-threonine phosphorylation; actomyosin structure organization.